Messenger RNA from Juglans microcarpa x Juglans regia, 4113 nucleotides. Its product is annotated as tetratricopeptide repeat protein SKI3. Gene Ontology annotation, cellular component: Ski complex. The transcript has 21 exons. The coding region runs from base 287 to 3835 and encodes 1182 amino acids. Gene Ontology annotation, molecular function: protein binding. Lineage: Eukaryota; Viridiplantae; Streptophyta; Magnoliopsida; Fagales; Juglandaceae. The record is from RefSeq and is a predicted model, not a curated record.
UUUGAAGCUGCUUUUUUUCGUUUUUCGAAGAAGCAAAGGAGACCUUUCAGGAGAUCUUUCUUUUCCUCUCGGAUCUGUUACGUCAGAGCAUAUAGUUGAGUGCAGUGGGAAGUUUUUCCCCUUACGCAGAGCAUCAAUACAACAGUUAUCAUUUCCAUUCUCUCUCUCUCAUCUCCUGGAAGUGCUCACCCUCGAAGUGAGUGGUUCAUCAAUUAAUUCCACCGCCGUGUAACAGUAAAGUAUAUGCGCGGUUUAGGGUUUUAGCAGGAGUCUCCAAUCACCUCGAAUGGGAGAAUCGGAAGAAGAAAGCGAAGAAGCUGUUCAGAGACGGUUGGAGGAGUCGGUGAAUGCUUCUCCCGAUGAUCCCUCUCUUCAUUUUGAACUUGGACUCUUGUUGUGGGAGAAAGGGGGAGAAUCCGAGAAGGAGAAGGCGGCGGAGCACUUCGUGAUAUCGGCCAAACUAAACCCUCAAAACGCUGCGGCUUUCAGAUUUCUUGGCCAUUACUACGCCCAUUUCUCCGUUGAUGCCAAGCGGGCUCUCAAGUGUUAUCAGAGAGCUGUCUCCCUAAACCCCGAUGAUUCACAUUCCGGAGAGUCUUUGUGUGAUUUAUUGGACAAUGAAGGAAAGGAGAGUUUGGAGGUGUCUGUGUGCAGAGACGCUUCAGAAAAGUCGCCUAAGGCUUUCUGGGCGUUUCGGAGACUGGGUUACGUGCAGCUUCAUCAAAACAAAUGGUCUGAAGCUGUACAGUGCCUUCAAUAUGCUAUUCGGGGUUAUCCUACCUGUGCUGAUUUAUGGCAAGCUCUGGGUCUUGCCUACCAGCGCUUGGGAAGGUUUACCGCUGCUAGUAAGUCUUAUGGGCGAGCCAUUGAAUUGGACAAUACAAAUGUGUUUGCAUUGGUUGAAAGUGGAAACAUAUUUUUGACGCUUAGUUCCUUUAAAGAGGGAGUUGAGCAGUUUCGGCAAGCUCUAGAGAUUUCACCUCAGAGUGUGUGUGCACAAUAUGGGCUUGCAUCUGGGCUACUUGGUUUGGCAAAGGAAUGUGUUAACUUGGGGGCAUUCAGAUGGGGAGCUUCGGUAUUAGAGGAGGCAUCUACUGUUGCAAUAGCAAGUACUCAUUUGGCUGGAAAUAUGUCAUGUAUUUGGAAGUUGCAUGGUGAUAUUCAGCUUGCAUAUGCCAAGUGUUUUCCCUGGACAGAGGAAAGCCAGGGUUUAGAACUUGAUGCGGAAGCCUUUAACACUUCCAUCCUUUCCUGGACGCGGACUUGCUGUUUCGCUGCGGGAUCUGCAAAAUGUUCUUAUCAGCGGGCUCUGCACCUGGCCCCAUGGCAAGCUAACAUUUAUUCUGAUAUUGCAAUAACUGCAGAUCUGAUAUUGUCUUUGGAUAAGUGUUCUGGGAGCAACUUAACUGUUUGGAAACUGUCGGAGAAGAUGGCUUUGGGGGCCUUGUUACUUGAGGGUGACAAUUGUGAGUUUUGGGUGGCCUUGGGAUGUCUGUCUGGCCAUAAUGCAUUGAAACAACAUGCCUUUAUCAGGGGAUUGCAAUUGGAUGUUUCUCUAGCUAUGGGUUGGGCAUACUUGGGGAAGUUUUACCGGAAAGAGGGUGCAAACCAAUUGGCAAAACAAGCAUUUGAUUGUGCUAGAAGUAUAGAUCCUUCGCUUUCAUUACCAUGGGCAGGCAUGGCAGCUGAUUUUCAUGCUAGGGGUCUUGCACCAGAUGAGGCUUUUGAGGGCUGCUUAAGAGCUGUGCAGACAUUUCCUCUUGCACAGUUCCAAAUUGGUCUUGCAAAGCUUGCUCUGUUGUCAGGACAUCUCUCAUCUUCACAGGUUUUUGGAGCUAUCAAGCAAGCUGUGCAGCAUGCACCUCACUUUCCUGAAUCACAUAAUUUACAUGGGCUGGUUUGUGAGGCACGAUUUGAUUAUCAAUCUGCUGCUGCUGCUUAUCGGUUGGCAUGCUGUGCAAUCAGCAGUGUUUCAGCUAUUGUCCCAAAUUCUCAUGCCAGAGAUAUAUCACUUAAUUUGGCAAGAUCUCUUUGUAAGGCAGGGAAUGCUCAAGAUGCUUUGCUGGAAUGUGAGAAUUUGAAGAAAGAAGGUAUGCUUGACACGGAGGGUUUGCAAAUAUAUGCUUUCUCUUUAUGGCAACUUGGCAAAUUUGACUUGACCCUUUCCGUGGUGAGAAGUCUGGCAGUGAGUAUUUCUACCAUGAAACAGACAUCUGUGGCCGCCCCAGUUGGUUUCAUAUGUAGAAUGCUAUAUUUCAUGUCUGGAGUGGAUUCAGUAAUCAGUAAUAUCCUGGAAAUGCCAAAGGAACUCUUUCAGAAUUCAGGAAUUAGUUUUAUAGUGUCUGCUAUUAAUGCUCUUGAUCAAAUUAAUCGGCUAGAGUCAGUUGUUUCAAGCAGCCGAUCAGUUCUUAGAUCUCAUGAAGAGAUCACUGGAAUGCACUUUUUGAUAGCACUUGGUAAACUCAUCAGACAUGGGACAGAGUUCUGUCUUGGAUUUCAGAGCGGAGUUGCUCAUCUUAAAAAAUGUCUUCACAAGUUCCCUAACAGUAUUUUGUUGAGGAACCUACUUGGUUAUCUUCUGCUCUCUAGUACGGAUUGGAAUGAUAGUCAUCUUGCAACUAGGUGCUGCAAUGUAGAUGCCCCAGACCUUGAUUUUGACCUUCCAAAUCAAGGUUUAAAAUCAGCGAGUGAAAUCCUUGGUGCCGGAGCAGUUGCUUGUUAUGCGAUAGGCAAUAAGAAUCCAAAGUUUUCUUUUCCAACAUGUACAUACCACUGCAUGAAUGAACCUGGAGCUAUUCAACAGCUGCAAAAAUGCUUCCAUCGAGAACCCUGGAAUCCUAAUUUUCGGUACUUGCUUGUACUCAAUCUUCUACAAAAGGCACGCGAAGAGAGAUUUCCUCAUCAUCUCUGUGUUAUACUUGAGCGGCUAAUAUCUGUGGCACUUUCCAGUGGAUUGUACUCAAAGACAGACAUGUCUUAUAGAAACUACCAGCUUUUACUCUGUGCUUCUGAGAUCAGCCUGCAAAUUGGGAAUAAAAUUAGCUGCAUCAACCAUGCCAAAACUGCUUCAGUACUUUUGCUUCCUGAUGCUUAUCUAUUCUUUUCACACUUACAAUUGUGCCGUGCCUACGCUGCUGAAGGUGAUAUUAGAAAUCUUCAGAAAGAGUAUACAAGAUGCUUGGAACUCAAGACCGAUUAUCAGAUUGGUUGGAUAUGUCUGAAAUUUAUGGAAUCACGAUAUGAUAUGGAAACUGAUUCAAACAUUUUAGAACUGAGCUUCAGAGAUUCCUCAAAAGAGAGGAAUUAUUCGUGGAAUAUGUGGAUGGCCAUAUUUAAUAUGGUGUGGGGUCUGAUUUCUAUAUGGAACCAGGAUUUCCUUUCUGCAGAAGAGUUUCUUGACCAAGCUUGUUCUUUGGCUGGUACUGAGAGCUGCUUUGUUUUCUGUCAUGGUGCUACCUGCAUGGAGCUUGCCAGGCAGUUGUGUGGUUCACAGUUCCUAUCGUUUGCUAUUAAGAGUCUCACUAAAGCUCAAGAAGCCUCUCUCGUUCCUCUGCCAAUUGUCUCCCUAUUGCUGGCUCAGGCAGAGGGAAGCCUUGGUUCUAAAGAAAAGUGGGAGAGAAACCUCCGUCUUGAGUGGUUUUCUUGGCCACCAGAAAUGAGGCCCGCAGAACUCUUCUUUCAAAUGCAUCUGCUUGCAAGACAAUCGAAAUCAGCACCGAACUCUACAUCCAACAUUGAGUUCUGUCAGAGUCCAGAGAGAUGGGUACUCCGAGCAAUUCAUACCAACCCGUCUUGUGUAAGAUAUUGGAAGGUUUUGCAGAAACUUAUAGGAUGAUGUGUAGGAGGUAGGAUAUUAAGAUUCCAACUUCAUCACUACCCUCUAAUUGAGAAUUUCUCCAUUGCUCUAUCUCCGCAAUAAAACCGUGUUGGAGAGGCGCGCUCAAGUCUAAUUCCUGUAGACCAUGUAAUCUUACCGUUUCCCAUCUCUAUAUGGAUUAGGUAUGGUACAUUUACGUUAGCAUGCUGCUGUCAAAAAAUAAGGUUUUAGUCAUUGCGGAAUGUUAGGAAUUUGUGACAUUAACUCAUUUAUUUACUCAUUUACAUUCUGUGAGC